This is a messenger RNA of Debaryomyces hansenii CBS767, 567 nucleotides long. RefSeq lists its product as uncharacterized. The transcript has a single exon. NCBI's taxonomy places the organism in Eukaryota, Fungi, Ascomycota, Pichiomycetes, Serinales, Debaryomycetaceae. Gene Ontology annotation, biological process: mitochondrial respiratory chain complex IV assembly. Gene Ontology annotation, cellular component: mitochondrial inner membrane. Bases 1 to 567 code for a protein of 188 amino acids. The record is from RefSeq and is a predicted model, not a curated record.
AUGCUAAGCAGAAACAUAGGUAUAUCGACGCUUACCAAAAGAAUAAACGUCACCAGGGGGAUUGGAGGCUUGCGGGUGUAUGCCAGGCUCAAUAGCUCGACGUCUUCGCAAGUACCACCCCAGAGACCUCCCGUCACCGUGGAUAGAGAAUUUCCAGACCCUUUCAAAGCCAAAAAGCAAAAUAGAAGGUACUUUUUAGCAUACGGGUUAGGUGUAACGUUGGCAUGUGCCGUCAUCUUCAACUACGAAAAGACAACGUCUCCCAUCAUCAAUUCAGUAAUGUACUUCUUGAGAAGAUCGCAAAAUGCCAAGCAACUCUUGGGUGAAGACAUCGGCUUCAAGAACUCGUGGCCAUGGAUAUGGGGCACCCUAAACACCGUUAGAGGUGACAUUGACAUUGAAUUUGCUGUCCAAGGGUCCCAGAACACCGGAAAAUUGAAAUUGAAGGCUACUCGUGAAUCAAAGUUACAUCCCUUCGACAUCCACCAUUGGAUUUUACAAAUAAAUGAUGCCCAGAAAACCCAAAUCAACCUCCUUGAAGAUGCUUCUGUUGAAUUCGGUCUUUAA